Colletotrichum karsti is the source of this 1113-nucleotide messenger RNA. RefSeq lists its product as uncharacterized. The record is from RefSeq and is a predicted model, not a curated record. The transcript is spliced from 3 exons. Lineage: Eukaryota; Fungi; Ascomycota; Sordariomycetes; Glomerellales; Glomerellaceae. The coding region runs from base 1 to 1113 and encodes 370 amino acids.
AUGGCGGAUGAAGACGGUCUUUUGAGCAAGGUUCACAGCCUGAGCGACUUGGAGCUGGCCGCCCUGCUGUGCCUUGUCAACCGCGAACACUGCAUCGUCAGCACGUCGCCCGCUGCCCUCGACGAGCUUGUUGAGGAGCUGCAGCUGAUCGCAACGAAGACGUUUGGUCUGAAAUGCGCCGUGGUCGAAUGCACCCCGCAAACCACACUAGAGGACUUUGCAUCCUCGAUCCUCACACAGCAGUCGCCAACAGCGACGAGAUCCGGCUCGCCCCUACGCACUCGCAAUGAAUCCUACUUUUCUCGCGCAGGCAUCUCUCCCUUGACCGCCGUCACAGCCACCAGCCCAACCGGCCAGGGUGCCGGCUCAUCCUCCAUCGCCAAUGUCAUCGUGGCCCGAAACCUCGACCGGGCACCGAGGGCCGUACAGAUCCAGGUCCUCGAGCUUCUGCGCACACGGCGUAUCUUCACCCGUACCUCCGUCCAGACCGCUCCGAAGCAAUUCCUGUUCGUCGCUGCUCUAGGCGCCGAGAGUGGCGGCCAAGCUCACGUCACGCUUCACCUGAACGACUACUUCUUCAUUGCUCACUGGCAUGAUCCGGAGGACGGCUUUCCUCUUCUCGAUGAUGCGUAUGACGCUACGGACGGCGCAGAAACUGCUAGUACUGAAAGCGUGCUCAAAAAGAGCAUCAAUGGCGAUUUGCCCACUGUUAGCGAAGACCCCAUCUUCCGCGAGGGUAAUAUUGCGGCCAUCGCGAAGAAUAGUCGAGACGUGCACAUUGACGUAGAUGUACUGCGUUACCAGAUGAAUGUGGUCUCGUACCUGAGAAUGCACCGCGCCGUUGCCGGCGGUAUCGAGCCGACUGCAACGAAGCAUCUAGAGCAGCUGCUCAAGUGCCUCGCGCCGCUACACAGGCUGGACUUUGUCACCCCAGCCCUCGUGCAUUUGGCCGUUAGGAAAGUCUAUCUGCAUCGAAUACGGAUUGUGCACCCUCGACAGGAACGCAGCAUGCAAUGGGGAAGCCAGCUCGAGGCCAUCGAGUCCAUUCUCGAAGGUGUGGGCCCGGAGGACGUGAUUGAGGACGUGCUGAGCUUGGUGGCCGCGCCGCUUUGA